ACUUGCUCGGCGGCGACUCUUCGAACCUGGAAUCCUGGAUCCAAUCUGCGAUUCGGGUACAUAUAUAUGGCAACAAACCGAAACAAAGAAAAUCCGGGAAACCCAAACAGCGGGACGAGGCGAAUGGAUUCAUCAAUGGCGUCUCCCUCAACUCCAGCCGAAAACCCUCAAUCCACUUCGUCUUCUUCCUCCUCAAAGCCCAACCAACCUUUAUCAGCUUCCAGAAGAAACCUGCUCUUCAACACCCCACCUCACCGCCUUCAUCUUUCUUCCCCUUCUUCCUCCCCCUCUUCCCGCGUCAUCUACAGUGAUCGCUUCAUUCCCAGCCGACUCGGCUCCAACUUUGCGCUUUUCGACAUCGGCGGUGACGGAGGAAAAGAAUCUAGCUCCAGCGCAUACACGGCGGUUCUCCGAAGCGUCAUCUUUGGAUCAGAUCACGGCGUUGUGCCGCCGGAGACUCCCGAUCGGUGCUCAUCUUCUCCUUCAUCGGCAUCUUCAACCUCAUUUUCGACUCCGAGAAGGAAUAUUUUUAGGUUUAAGGCUGAGGUUCCUCGGUAUUCUGCUUAUUCUGCGGGGUUUGAUGAUGCCCUUCCUGGAGUUGUUCCAAGCCAGCCUAAGGCGAGCAGGAAGGUCUCGAAAUCGCCUUACAAGGUACUCGAUGCUCCUGCAUUGCAGGAUGAUUUCUACCUCAACCUAGUUGAUUGGUCUUCCCACAAUGUUUUGGCUGUGGGACUUGGCAAUUGCGUUUAUCUGUGGAAUGCCUGCAGCAGUAAGGUUACGAAGCUAUGUGACUUCGGUGUGGAUGACAGUGUCUGUUCGGUGGGGUGGGCCCAACGAGGCACUCAUUUGGCUGUUGGAACGAGUCUUGGGAAACUGCAGAUAUGGGAUGCCUCACGCUGUCGGAGGAUAAGAACUAUGGAGGGUCAUCGUCUUCGCGUUGGAGCUCUAGCAUGGAGUUCCUCUGUGUUAUCUUCAGGAAGCCGCGAUAAGAGCAUUCUUCAGCGUGAUAUUCGGACACAGGAUGAUUUUGUUAGCAAGUUAACAGGACAUAAAUCAGAGGUUUGUGGGCUAAAGUGGUCUUAUGAUAAUCGACAGCUGGCAUCUGGUGGAAAUGAUAAUAGGCUUUUUGUUUGGAACCAGCAUUCAAACCAGCCUGUACUCAAGUAUUGCGAACAUAAAGCAGCAGUCAAAGCUAUUGCAUGGUCUCCACAUGUCCAUGGUCUUCUAGCAUCCGGAGGAGGAACCGCAGAUAGAUGCAUUCGGUUUUGGAAUACCACAGCCAACUCUAACCUGAACUGCAUUGAUACAGGAAGUCAGGUAUGCAACCUUGUAUGGUCAAAGAAUGUAAAUGAGAUUGUGAGCACCCAUGGGUAUUCCCAGAAUCAAAUAAUAAUUUGGCGGUACCCAACCAUGUCAAAGGUUGCCACCCUCACCGGUCAUACAUUUAGAGUGUUAUAUCUGGCAAUAUCACCUGAUGGACAGGUUAAACUUAUUCGCUUCUGUUUUUGGACAAUUGUCACUGGUGCAGGAGAUGAGACGCUAAGAUUUUGGAAUGUGUUUCCAUCGCCUAAAUAUCAGAACACUGAGAGCCAGAUUGGUGCCUUCUCUCUUGGUAGAACCCAUAUUCGGUGACCAAUUGGAGUAAUCUGAACUAUUGAAACUGCUAUAAGAUGCAGGUUUUACUUUAGUUGGCUGGGUGUUCUAGCACUAUUCAGGUCAAGUCUACUGUCAUUGAUUUUCUGCCUGACCUCCAACUAAUGCAUUCCCACAGCUAGCCUUAUUUAUCCCAGAUUCCAAGUUUUGCGAAGCAUUGCUUAGCUGUCGACAAGUGUAAAUAUACGCUUAUGGGAACGGUUUGCAGGUAGUUAUACUUCUGCAUUAUUUAAGAGAUUAAAUUAUAUUCUCCCACACUUUAGUGUCAUAGUCAUCGCAACGCAGAAAUGCAAUGUUACUCUCGCAAAUCCUUUUGAUAAUCAAUUUUGUUGUUUAUGUUCA
Molecule: messenger RNA, 1995 nt
Organism: Dendrobium catenatum
Lineage: Eukaryota; Viridiplantae; Streptophyta; Magnoliopsida; Asparagales; Orchidaceae
Product: protein FIZZY-RELATED 2
Exons: 10
Coding region: 67-1632 (521 amino acids)
Biological process (GO): positive regulation of anaphase-promoting complex-dependent catabolic process; anaphase-promoting complex-dependent catabolic process; positive regulation of ubiquitin protein ligase activity
Cellular component (GO): anaphase-promoting complex
Molecular function (GO): ubiquitin ligase activator activity; protein binding; anaphase-promoting complex binding
Source: RefSeq, a predicted model, not a curated record